UCUCUGUCACACUCACUCUUCUUCAGUCCUCUCUCCCUCUCUGUAAAUUUCUUACAGGGGUGUGCGUAGUUUAAGCAGAGAGGGUGCGCAGGAUCAAGUUUGCCAUCAUUUCAAGAUGAUGCUUAAUAAUAAAAUUUUAUUUCUAUCAGCUUUGCUUUGCAUUGCCGUUGCUGGGGUUUUAGGCCAAGCUCCUAGUAAUCCUCCUACAUCCACGCCGGCGCCUCCAACGCCACCAGCCUCUACUCCUCCGCCGACUACUCAACCACCGCCUACACCAACCAGCACUCCGCCACCGGCUUCUUCUCCUCCCCCUACUUCAUCACCACCUCCAGUGACGGCUUCUCCACCACCAGUUUCAACUCCUCCACCUAGCUCUCCUCCUCCAGCAACUCCCCCACCCGUUAGCUCUCCACCACCGGCUUCUCCCCCUCCCGCCACUCCUCCACCGGCUUCUCCACCACCUGCUUCUCCUCCUCCUGCUACUCCCCCACCGGCAACUCCUCCUCCAGCAACCUCACCACCAGCUCCCUUGGCUUCUCCUCCAGCCGCAGUUCCAGCUCCCGCACCUAGCAAGAAGAAAGCUAAGUCUCCAGCGCCAUCACCGCUCUCGAGCCCACCGGCUCCACCAACUGAGGCCCCUGCACCUAGCCUCGGGGCCUCUUCACCAGGCCCAGCUGGAACCGAUGUGAGUGGAGUGGAGAAAAUGUGGUCCGUACACAGGAUGGUAGGGAGCUUGGUGUCUGGAUGGGCUCUCCUCAGCUUGAUGCUUUAGACAAGAUCUGUUCGUGUCUAGCUAUGUUUCAUUCCAGUGUUUAUUUACUUUUGGCCCUUCCAUAUAGUAUUAUUGGAUGCAGUCCCUGAUGGGACUUCUUACCAUGCGUAUUUCAGCUAUAUAUAUCAUUCGGUUGUAUUCUUUGGGAGAUUUUUGAGGGGAGCUUUUUGUAUUGGAGGGGAGUUGUUUAUUUUGUAUGGGAUUUGUUGGUGGCUGCCUCCUUCUCUCAUGAUUGAUUUGUUUUUUUUAAUAGCCUCACAUUUCAUUUAUUACUACAACCAUUUUAUU
Molecule: messenger RNA, 1060 nt
Organism: Theobroma cacao (cacao)
Lineage: Eukaryota; Viridiplantae; Streptophyta; Magnoliopsida; Malvales; Malvaceae
Gene: AGP9
Product: arabinogalactan protein 9
Cellular component (GO): plasma membrane
Source: RefSeq, a predicted model, not a curated record